Molecule: messenger RNA, 717 nt
Organism: Zygosaccharomyces rouxii
Lineage: Eukaryota; Fungi; Ascomycota; Saccharomycetes; Saccharomycetales; Saccharomycetaceae
Gene: AIM36
Product: Aim36p
Exons: 1
Coding region: 1-717 (238 amino acids)
Source: RefSeq, a predicted model, not a curated record
AUGUUGCCAUUCCGGAGAAUUUUAUUAAGGCGAGGGCCAUUGACUGGACGUGCUGCUCUUUUCUCGCCAGCUUUUAGGACCCUUGGAGGUGUUUCCAGGGAAUAUGCAAGUAAACCCGCAAAACCUGCAGCUAGAAAUAAUACUGGCCCUGGAUUUGCAAUGAUAUUCGCAUUAGCUAUUAUAGGGACUGUAAUAUUCAAUGAAACAGCCAAAAAUUUGGAUAAAAAUAAGCCCAGGAAUACUUUUACUGAAGAGGAAUAUGAGCAUGUUAUGCAAGGAUUGAAAAGAAGAGUUGCUAUGUUUCCUGAUGGUCAGUUGGACGUGCAAUUUUCUUUACAAAAGGAUUCAACUCAAUUGAAGAAAUUAUUGGGAGACUCCAAGCUGUAUAUCGAUCCUGGUCAAGUAGUGGAAAAUUAUAGAUCUGACAGAGAAGAUCCUUAUGAACCGCUGUUGAACGAAGUUUACUCCAAGUAUGGACCAGAGUAUUUGAAAUAUUUACCUCAGGGACUCUUAGUCAGUCUGUUGGGUAGAUACAUGAAAGCUCAUUGCAGGCAAGGUGAUCAUGUUGUUAUUCUAGAUUUCCCACAUUCGAUAAAGGAUGCGAUUAAAUUUGAAAAUGAAGUGUCUAGUGCUUCCAAAUUAUUGGUCCCCAAGGAAUCAUUGGAUUCAGAUGUUUGUAAAUAUUACCAGACUGUGCAGAAGAGCCAACAGUUAUAA